Messenger RNA from Puccinia graminis f. sp. tritici CRL 75-36-700-3, 351 nucleotides. RefSeq lists its product as uncharacterized. Lineage: Eukaryota; Fungi; Basidiomycota; Pucciniomycetes; Pucciniales; Pucciniaceae. The transcript is spliced from 3 exons. The coding region runs from base 1 to 351 and encodes 116 amino acids. The record is from RefSeq and is a predicted model, not a curated record.
AUGCAGAGCUUCAACUUAUUUGUCGCUUUCGCAGUGUUGUUGAUCAACACUCAGGUCAAUUGUGGCUCAUUUGUGUGUCCCAUUCCCGGUCAACCUAAAGACCAAAAAGAUGCCUAUUGCAUCCAAAGAAUAACUCGCAAGGAGCUCCGUGAUCCGGCUAAUAAAAAUGCAACAAUGUUCAAGCUCCAUAUAACCGAAAAAGGUGAAGAUGGCUUUACCUGCGAUGAUGUGAGUCUGAACGGUAAACCGGCCAGAGACAGCUUUUGCUGCGACGCUCCGGGUGACAUUGGUGUGGUUUUGCCAAGUCCCCAAUCCAUGUGGGAUACCAAAUGCAGCAUUAUUGAGGAUUGA